CUGGGAAACAGGCCUCCCUCUGGAAUUCAGAGUUGAGCUGCUGUGUAAAUCACUGGCUCCUAGGAUCUAUAAGACAAGACUGAAGGCUACAAAGGAACAUCCAGGAGUGCCACACUCCAAAAGGACAGAUUCCACCACGCGCCAUGUGGUUGGCCCUGCUGCUGUUGCUGCCCACAGCGCUGUGCCUGAGCCUGGCAGCGCCUCACCAGGGAAGGCCCCCUCUUUUCUGGCCCACCCAGCAGGGCCCCCCUGGAAGCGGGGCCAGUAACGCCACGGGCUCACCGUGUGAGGGGCUCUUCCCUAUGGGGUCCACAACCUUGACCCUGGCAAACCGCAGCCUGGAACACCUGCCGAGCUGCCUGCCUCACGUGCUGCGCAGCCUGGAUGGCAGCCACAAUCUGCUGAGCGCCCUGAGUGCCUCAGAGCUCGGCCACCUGCCGCAGCUGCAGGUGCUGACGCUGCACCACAACCUCAUCGGCACACUGCGCUGGGGCCCUGGCUGGCCCGCGGGGCUGCACACGCUGGACCUCAGCUACAACACGCUGGCUACCCUGCCACCAUGCUCUGGGCCCGCUCUGAGCAGCCUUCGCACGCUGGAGCUCGCCGGGAACCCCCUGCAGUCGCUGCCGCCCAGGGCCUUCGCCUGCUUCCCCGCGUUGCGUCUGCUGAACCUCUCCGGCACCGCGCUGGGCAGCGGCGCCCAGGUGGACAUCGCUGACGCCGCCUUCGUGCACCUGGCCACUCUCGAGGUCCUGGACCUCAGCGGCACGCUCCUCAAGCAAGUUCAGUCAGGGUGGAUCAGAGACCUGCCCAAGCUCACGUCCCUCUCUCUAAAGAACAUGCCCAGGCUGAGGAGCCUGGAGGGGGACAUUUUCAAGAUGACCCCUGACCUGCAACAGCUGGAUUGUCAAGAUUCCCCAGCACUUACCUCUGUCCAGACACACAUCUUUCAAGAUACUCCUCGCCUACAGCUCCUUCUGCUCCAGAACUGCAACUUGAGUUCCUUCCCUCCUUGGACCCUGCAUACCUCCCAGGUCCUAUCCGUCAACCUCUUCGGCAACCCUCUCACUUGCAGCUGCGAGUUGUCAUGGCUCCUCGUGGAUGCAAAGAAGAUAGUCCUAAGCAGGGCAGCCGACACUCUGUGUGCACCAGCUGCAGCAUCCCCAGGGGCCUUCCCAGCCCCUGUUGCGCUGUCCCAGCUGCCCAGUGUGUGCCACUGGGACCAAAGCUCCACUCUCCUUGAUUCCAACUCACCCUCCUCCAGCCGCUUCCCCCAGGCACGAUCUACACAGGGUCCUUUCACCCCACCGAGCACAGCGCUCUCCACUCAAGCUGUGAGAGGCCUACAGAGUGUCACCAAGGCUCCCUCCCAUACCGUGGGGCCCACCUCGCGAGCUGCAUGGUCGCACAGCAGUGUUGGAGAGGGGGCCACGGCCUCCAAUACCAUCUCUACAUCAGGUCUCAGAAACUCCAGCGAUCCACCCGUGGCUGCAAGCACAGCUGGGAUAGAGCACAGAGAACAUGCUGCCAGGCUUCUCCUCGACCCUAAUAUCUCAGCUGUCUCCACCCCACCUGCCAGCAAACAACGCGGUCUCUUCCCUGCCUCCGGGAACCCACUGAGCACACCCAGGCACGACUGGAAGACACAGGCCACCCAGCAGGUCCCCCACCCAAGUCCUUCCGAGGGUGAAAUUCCAGUCCUGCUUUUGGACGACUUGAGUGAGAGUGAGAGUGAGAGUGAGGUUGAGGAGGUAGGAGCGACUUUCAGAGAUGUUCCCUGUGAUUACCACCCCUGUAAACACCUCCAGAUCCCGUGCGCAGACCUGCAGAGGCACUUGCGGUGCCGGUGCCCCGGCCUCAGCGGCGAAGACAUUAUUCCGGACCCUCCCAAACUGCAGGGGGUGUCAGAGACCACCGACACAUCUGCGCUUGUCCGCUGGUGCGCCCCUAACUCGGUGGUGCGCGGCUACCAGAUUCGCUACUCUCCAGAGGGCUGGCAGGGGAACCAGUCGGUGGUAGGGGACAUCUAUGUCACCGCCCGGCAGCACCCCUUGUACGGGCUCUCGCCUGACACCACGUACCGCGUGUGUGUCCUGGCGGCCAACAGGGCGGGGCUGAGCCAGCCGCAGGCCUUGGGCUGGAGGGAGCCCUGCUCCACCUUCACCACCAAGCCCAGCUUCGUGCUCAUCUUUGCGGGCCUGUGUGCAACGAGCGGCCUGCUGCUCGUCUGCACCCUACUGUUGACCCUGUGUCUCUGCAGGCGGGGCCGCAGGCCACACAGGCAGUGCUAUGACACGCACCUGGUGGCCUACAAGAACCCAGCCUUUGACUACCCGCUGAAACUCCAGACCUUCAAUCAGCCCAGCUUCCCCUCCUCCAGUUGAACUAGAGCUGAGGAGCUGGACGCCUGUGUGGAAGAAAGAAGAUAAACUGAUGGUCAAUCACUGCCCUCUCAGCUCUGUCUCUAAUUCCGUCACACAUGUCCUUUCCUUCUACUUCACUGUGUUUGCAGAAACGUGGUGGCCCACAUCAUACCACUCCUACUGGGACGGAGCAUUCUUGUUUUAUAAUAUCAAUCAAUGCUCCUCCGGUGUACAGAAUUGUGUGUGGAAGGAAGAGAUAAAAUAAAUUCCAUAAUCCAGUCUCUUAUACUACAUUAGUGACAUUCUCAAGCCCUUUUAGGAAGCUGAGGGCAUUAUACUAAGUGAAAUAAACUUCGUCGUGGACAAGCUCUGGCAAGGCACAUGUUUGUUAUUAAAGGAAUCAAUUCCAGCAGAUUCUUAAUCUAAGA
This is a messenger RNA of Pteronotus mesoamericanus, 2791 nucleotides long. RefSeq names its product leucine rich repeat neuronal 4 (gene LRRN4). Bases 144 to 2384 code for a protein of 746 amino acids. The transcript has 5 exons. Gene Ontology annotation, molecular function: protein binding. Lineage: Eukaryota; Metazoa; Chordata; Mammalia; Chiroptera; Mormoopidae. The record is from RefSeq and is a predicted model, not a curated record. Gene Ontology annotation, cellular component: extracellular matrix.